This is a messenger RNA of Coffea eugenioides, 1047 nucleotides long. RefSeq lists its product as uncharacterized. Bases 1 to 1047 code for a protein of 348 amino acids. Lineage: Eukaryota; Viridiplantae; Streptophyta; Magnoliopsida; Gentianales; Rubiaceae. The record is from RefSeq and is a predicted model, not a curated record. The transcript has a single exon.
AUGCGGGUAUUCAAAUGGACUUCAUUAUUCCAUGUCGACAAAGAACCAUCAAUUGUUCCAGUUUGGUUUUCUCUCCCGAAGCUUCCGAUUCAUUUCUUCAAGAAGGAAUGUCUGUUCCACGUAGUCUCUUGCUUGGGUAGGCCAUUGUUCAUGCAUGCUGCAACCACUUCGCUGGCUCGACCAAGUGUAGCUCGUGUAUGUGUGGAGGUUGACCUGAUGCAGCCUCUCCCCAAAUGUGUAUGGGUUGGAGUUGGGACAGGUGAUUCCGAGGGGUUUUGGCAAGUGCUGCAGCCUGAAAAUUUGCCGAUCUAUUGCUCCUUCUGCUUCCGUCAGGGCCAUGACAUGGGAGGAUGUCAUGUGAAACAUCCAGAGUUGCAGGCAGCUAUGCAGAAACGGGAGCCGCAACGACAGGAGACGCAGGCUGUGAGCUUUCGCCCCAAGCGGGCUGGUAACGUCGGAAGUCUUACUGACGUGGGUUUGGCUGGGGGCUCCGUGUCUGCAAACCUUGCAAUGCCUGCUGACUCGUCGGCGAUAGCUGACGAGCCAACGGCAACGGCGACGGCUGAGGCUCUGGGCAGACACUCGGCCCAUCCAGCGGCAGCGGAGGCGAGAGAUGCUUUGGCUGGGCAGUCUGGCGCGCAGGCUGAGGGAGCCUUGUUAGCUCCUGUGGUGGAGGCAGAGAAGGAGCUCGACCAGAGUUGUGAUGGACAGGAGGCGCUGGUGGUACGGCCUUCGUUAACGUCACCUUGCACUGAGGCUACGGGCAAGGCGGGGAACACACUAGAUGGUCAAGUUGCAGCGACAACCCAGUAUGAGCAGGAUGGGGAGGAAAGUAACAGAACGGAUGGGCUUGCAGUGGGAUCAGAGGGGGAGGAGGAGGAGAUUCAGCAUGUAGAGCGGGUAGCAGGGAAUUUGUCGCCGCGAAGCAGAGUGGUGGGUGGGCAGAGGGAGGCGGGGUCGUUGGUUAUUGACAUCUUUAAUUUGGAUCCAUUAGUUCAGCAAGUUCAGGCAAAGGUUCACGCGGAGGGGAGGAGAAUGCAAUCGUGA